AUGAAGAUCACCGCCGCCGAGCCGCCACCGUUCUUCAGCGUCAAUGCUGCGCUAGCUGCAGGUUUGUACCUCGUCGACGUUGGACUCAACUCCUCCAUCGAGUACGGGGACUUGCCAGGCCAGGACGCAUCGGAUAACAGCAGCGACGCCAUUGUCACCUUUGUGCAGGUCCUGCUUCAGAUCACAGCUCUCGUCAACCUGCUCGUGAUGCUCGGGGGCACGUUCCUGUUUCGCAGCGGCCUGUUCGGCAUGCUGUACACGCAGUUUCGUGCAGUAUUGCUCUCGCAGCUGCUUUACAUCACGCUAACCAUCGUCCUGGGCGUCGCUCGAGUGCGCUUACUUUCAUCGGGGAUUACCCACGUGGACAUUUGGGACGCGCGAGGAUACACUGCGUGUUCCAGCAUCCACAAGCUAGGUGCACUAGGUUACUAUGCCUGCAGUAUCUACGCCGUGGAGCAGCUCCGACAACAAAAAUUUUACACUCAUGAGUACUGGAUGCGAAGAUGA
Messenger RNA from Phytophthora sojae, 507 nucleotides. RefSeq lists its product as hypothetical. The transcript has 4 exons. The coding region runs from base 1 to 507 and encodes 168 amino acids. NCBI's taxonomy places the organism in Eukaryota, Oomycota, Peronosporomycetes, Peronosporales, Peronosporaceae. Gene Ontology annotation, cellular component: cilium. The record is from RefSeq and is a predicted model, not a curated record.